AACGGACAGUUCACUUGAGAAGUAAUUAGUUGAGGGUUACAGUCGGGAGUAUGUAGAUCUACCAGUAAGAGUAGAUUUUACAAGUCACGAUAAUGCAGGAUCUACUCUUGAUACCAGGGAGUUGAAAUCGCCCCCACGCCACCUCCACUCACUCGGUCUCACUUUCUUUUGUGAAGCGAUCGCAGAGAUUGGCAAAACUAAAAGUGAUCUCUUUGCUCAGCUUGCAGAUUUGAAAAUGAAAGUGGGACACAUCAAUGACUAUGUGAACCAAACCAAGAACGCCAGCAGGGAAAUGACCUGCGCCGCGGAGGCGAGCAGGUGUGUGAGCUCUCUUUUUUGAAGAUCAGUCCAUAUCAGGCCAUCACUUCUGUCACCAGGUCUCUGCAUAUGCACUGCUGCAUGCUUUCCAGUUAGUUGACAAACUUCGUGGUGACGGUUUUGGCUUCUGUGACAGCCUUCACAGCUAGAGUGCAGAAAUUGUGCUGUAGAUUUCCAGUUAUGGCUUCCGUCGCUUCUCGAUCAAGGAAUUCUGGAGAUGAGCUCCUCUGGUUUCCAGCAAGACUGAUCGUCAACUCAUAAUUCACUCGUUCGAUCGAGAACCAGAAUUAUUCCCAUCCGCGAGAGCCGAUUCAUUUGUGUAGUACAUUGUAUUUUGUUUGUUCAAAUGUGACAUUCGAAGUUUGUCAUUUUCCGAAGUAAUUUCAGAGUCUAGUGCUGGUGGCUGAAGAUUUGACCUUCCCCAGGAGUGCUGAAAUAGCAGUUGAUCGUCGCAUCUGUGGGAUUGUCACGACCUUGGCUGCUCUGUCUUCAGCCCCUUGUCCUGGCUUCUGCUCUUGUGGAUGAGGUCUUCAGGCUGAGGUACAUGUAUUUACGAUGGGCAAUGUGCCCUCGGACACUCCAGCUCAUGCAACAGGUUCCCAGUCUGAUUCUUCCAUCAGUGUGAACUUUAAACGGACCAGGGCUGUGCGUCUCACGAACACCUCGGCACUGGUUAGUUUCGAUGGCGCUACAUCACCUGCAACGACCCUAGCUCCCAUUCGCCAUCCCAGUAAACAGGCAUCUUCAGAUGGGCCAGUGGAGAAAGGCGUACUGAAUGUAGGACAAUCGGGCAGUCGGAGUGAUGGGAUCCGUUAUGGCCUUGUCCUGGACAAGACACGUGGACCCCUGAAGAGAAAAGACUCCGCAAAGUUAACCGUAUACUUCUGUGGGAUCCCACCAGUCGAGGCCCAGGAGAAAUUCAAGCCGAGCCAGAAAUCCAAGUCGCCGGUGGUGGGAGAUUCGGCCACUGGAGACGUGUCGGAAGUGCACUUGUUUGAUGUUGUCAAGAUGGUCAACGCGUUCAAUGCGGCGCGAGGCAAUUUGCCAAUGUCGAUGAAGGAUGACAAGACGGGCUUCACCGGCUUUGUGGAAAUCCACUUGAACCUGGUGCACCCGAUAUCUAUACACCAGUCGACGAAUCAUAGUUCGGCGGGAAACCGCGGCAAUCUUACGCCUGGCUACAGUGGGGGCGCUAAGGGCGCGGAGAAGUCUGUGAUCUACCUCAAUGAUAUGACCACUAAGAUGGUGAUUGACUGCCACACGACUGCCAAGAGCAUCAUCGAGGGCCUGAUGGAGAAGUACCGUGUCGUCGACAACAUCUCCAACUUCGGACUGUUUGAGUGCGAGGGCCGGCGAGGUGGGCCGGGUGGCCGGCGCAUGGACAGCAAGGAGGAACCGCUGCUGCUGGUGCUGCUGUGGGGCCCCUGUCCGAUGCACUCGCUCUCGCUACAGCUCGUCAGCAGUGGGCGCAAGCGUAUGGACACGCUGAUACACUGGGACCGGUUCACCUACACGGAGCUGGGAAACUUUCUGAAAAUGCUCAACAUCGAGGAGGAAAAGUACGUCAGCAUCAUCAAGAAGAACUACGAGAUGAAGCGGCUGCGUAUCGAGAAGCUGAUACAGUCCAAGCAGGAUAGUUUCGACAUGGAGCAGGAAGGCGCAUCCAGUAGCAAUGAGAGUGAGACUUGACCACUAGUAGUAGUGUUGCGGCGUGCUUUGGCCUACAGCACACAUCCCCAAUGUGCGGCUGCCCUGCAUGGCAUGUCGGCUUUCACGCUCUAAUUCCUAUCCCAGUACUGCAGACCCGGACCAUGGGGUUCACCAAUGGGACUGCAGCGGAACAGCCAUCGUAUAGUGGCUCAGUAUCCGUGACCGUCCGCUUCCUCACGAAACACACUGCCAAUUGCAGGUAGCCACCGGUCUCUACUGAAACAUUCUCCGCAAUAUCUGUUGUCCACUGCUCAGGGACACGAUUCUGUUCCGUGUGUAUUUAAGUGUGUGCUGGUGCUUCUUUGACCUGGAACGUACAGCUCCAGCAGAGCACUCGUGUGUAGUUCGUUGCAGCCACACAGUAUUGGUCUCUCGCCGGAUCCUGAGAGUUCCUAGUAACAUUGAUGCCUGCACAACUCCAGUUGUGCUGGUGGGACAUCGUGCCUGAUGGAGUCAUGGGUGGCUGCUUACCCUUCUCCUACUCCACAUGGUGACAGGUGUGUGUGUGUGUGUGUGUGUGUGUGUGUGUGUGUGUGUGUGUGUGUGUGUGUGUGUGUGUGUGUGCGUGUGUGUGUGUAUAUGUGGACGUGCAUGUGUGCACAGGUGUGUGCACGUGUGUGUGCGAGCGCGAGUGGGCGUACUAAGGUUGCGGAUCAUCUGCCUCUUUUUUAUAUUUCGCGGAACAGCGGUGCUUCUCCGCAACCCUCUCCAUUUUCCCACUUCACCUUCUUUUUUUUACGGAUAUUGAAACAUAGGUUGAUUUGAGUUACGCAUCUGUGGUGACUUUCUUGACAGACCCCUCUCUUUUUAUUGAGUAGAGUGAGCGCAUCACAUCACUCCACACUAUCACAGUGUGCAACUGAUUUAGGGAAUUACUGCUUCUUUUAUUGAUUCCUGAAUUGUGUGUGGUGAUGGGUUGCUAAGCUAAUUUUUUUCCCAGACCGCUCCAGGACUGCGUGUAGAGAGUGCGCAGUUGGUCGUGCACUGUGUUCAUGCUUGUGCUCGAGUGUCCUCUGUCUAUCGCGACUAUGUUGGCUUGGCCGCCUUGCCUAGCCUCCGCGUGCCUGCUUUUCUCUUCUGCAACAAACUGCUUUGUCCCCACUUACUCCGUUCUUCAUCCUAGGCUUUUAUCCGUUUUGUUUGCCAUUGUCUGCCUUCCGUCUAGCUCACCCUUAUUUUGUGAAAAGCCCUCGUCACCGUACAGGGUGGUGUGCCCCUGUCGAGCUCUUGGUGGAUUAUGUUGUACAGUGUCGGCAUCGUGCUUGCUUGCUUGCUAUGGCCACGCACACACACACAGUUGCUCACUGCCAAAACUAGUCACGUGGGUCUCCCCGGGAGAGGGGGAGAGAUUCAAUCUUGGAACUU
Molecule: messenger RNA, 3393 nt
Organism: Sycon ciliatum
Lineage: Eukaryota; Metazoa; Porifera; Calcarea; Leucosolenida; Sycettidae
Product: ras association domain-containing protein 1-like
Exons: 1
Coding region: 874-2007 (377 amino acids)
Biological process (GO): signal transduction
Source: RefSeq, a predicted model, not a curated record